AGCUCAACCCCCUUGUCCCUUCAGUGAGCAGACGGCUCGGAAUGGCUACUGAUGCCAGCGCGCUUAAGGAGCUACAUAGCGAGCUCAGCUGUCCCGUAUGCCUCGACCUCUUCCGUGAGCCGGUGAUCCUCGAGUGCGGACACCACUUCUGCCAUGUAUGCAUUACGCGGUGCUGGGAGGCCAAGUCCGACGAGCACCCGACUUGCCCGCAGUGCCGGAAGACAUGCCCUCAGAAGCUGCGCCCUAACUCGCUUCUGUGUAAUGUCGUGGACAGCGUGAGGAGAGCCCGAUCCAUGGAUCUGAAACCCGGGGACACGGAGCGCGCGCAGGAGGAUACAGAAGAACGACAACGGGGGGCCAGUAUGCCCAGCUCCGGUUUCAGUUUCACCGGUUCUUCUCAGCGCCACGAGCCAGACCUUUGCGAGGAGCACGAGGAGAAGCUGAAGCUAUACUGUGAAGAUGAUCAGCUCGCGAUCUGCCUGGUGUGCGGGAUGUCCCGAGGCCACAAGACGCACAACGUCAUCCCCAUCAAUGAGGCGUUCGAGAACUACAAGGUAACACUUUGGAACAAUAUUUAGUAUUUAUAU
This is a messenger RNA of Oncorhynchus gorbuscha (pink salmon), 587 nucleotides long. Its product is annotated as zinc finger protein RFP-like. Bases 42 to 578 code for a protein of 178 amino acids. Gene Ontology annotation, molecular function: zinc ion binding. The transcript has a single exon. The record is from RefSeq and is a predicted model, not a curated record. NCBI's taxonomy places the organism in Eukaryota, Metazoa, Chordata, Actinopteri, Salmoniformes, Salmonidae.